This is a messenger RNA of Prorocentrum cordatum, 3701 nucleotides long. The record is from the annotation of a GenBank genome assembly. NCBI's taxonomy places the organism in Eukaryota, Dinophyceae, Prorocentrales, Prorocentraceae.
AUGCCGAUGCUGCAGUAUGGGACCGACAUGCCCUUCCACAGCGCGCACGAGUCCCACGCUACAGCCUUCAACAUCAUCGCGAACAUAGAGGGCCAACAACACAUGCAGGAUUACAUCACGCUGACCCUGAAUUGCUGGACGCUGAGCAUCAAUUUCAACAUCAGCACGGACAUAGAGGGCCAGCACUUGCAGGAUUACACCACGCUGACCCUGAAUUGCCACCAGCGGAACAAUUGCAUGCGGACCUUGAAUUUCCACCUGGACUUGAGUUUCGACAUGAACGGGACCCUGGACAGCCUCCACCAUACAUGGGUCCACUUCGGCUGGGGCCGUGGGGCCCGCACAAACAGCUCAGCAGGCUGCAGCAUCGCAGCAUCCAAGCGCCUCUUCCGCAAGAUAGACAUCGUCAAAGUACUGCACCCCCUACAACCCGACCUGCGGGGCCGCGCAGGCGCCGUCGAGCUGCACCGAGGCCAGCUCCGUCUUCGACUCAUCGUUGCCUACCACGCCAGCGACGAGACCGAGUUCGGACGCUUUAUUCACGACCAGCUCUUGACUCACCAGCUGACGGCCAUCAACACGCACAUCCACGUCGGCAACACCUACUACGGGCCUAACAAAGCAAGAUCACGCAUCUACUACUUCAUCGGCUACGACAACCUUAUGGAGAUCGUGAAAUACGUGAAGCUGAAUUGGAACAUCCACACCAAGCUACGUAGCCUACUACACGUUGCCGACCACGUCCCCAUGAUUAUGCAGAUCAGCGGCGUCAAUAUCACGAACCACAACAUUCGCUGGGACUUCGGCCUCCUCGCUGCCGGGCUCCAGACGGGCGCCCACCGUGUUUCUUUUCUCAAUGACGUUUACGCCGAGAUCGGCAAACACAAGGAGUAUCUGACGCGCCCUGGUGUUCAACGGGCAGGGAUGGGACAUGACACCGCCGACUAUCAAUGCGCUGACCCGCUCGCCGAGCGGGUCUACCAACCCAGUCGACGGAAGCUCGUGAUCGACUACGACGUCAGCUCCACCAUCAUCCAGACCUUCGUCACAUUCGCUGGCACCCUCAAUUCGCAGGGUGAGAUCUCCGCAGACCCGAACGUGCACCCGUGGGCCACGCAGCUCGCGGACGAUCUGCUGUGCCUGUCGUCCCACACGAUCGGCGAGAGCUUUCAGGAAGCGACACCCCUGCGGCACGCGCUGCCAUUCGUCAGUCGGUGGAACGCAUCGUGGGCAGCGACCUCCGCAGCAGACCUAGACACCGACCACUUCGACGGCUACGAGCGGCACGGCCCCCAGCAGCAGCACAUGCAACAUCUACGCGGUCACUUCGAGUGGCUACUGUCUCCUCUACGCCUACUCUUCCUGCACUUCCUCAUGGGCCAGGCGAUGACGGCGAUGGCGCCCAAGCAGAGAGCGCCGUGGCGACUCCCGCUGGACUCCUCCCAGGGCUCGAAGGGCUUUGGCACCGCCUCCAGCGCCGCGCCAGGCCAGAAGGCGACAAAGGCCUCACGCCCGCCAGGCCCGCCGCCGCCGUCGCAGAGGCGAUCGCGAUCACCACGAACGCCAACCGAGGAAGGGGGGGCAGCCACGCCAGAAACCACGCCCACCGAGGUGGACGAGGGAGACAUCGGCGAGGGCAAGAAGCUGUCGCUCCAGGCGACGCACAAGACCAGGCUGAAGUACAGCAUCAGCACGGACACCUACACUAUGAGCAACGAGCAACCAGUGAUCACAGCCAUCACGCAGGAGCUCGAGGGCGACAAGCACGCCCUGGACCCCCUCAAGAAGAGCGGCGCCCCAGAGGACAAGAAACGCCUGAAGGAGAUAGGGUCGCCAGCUCCUUCCCUCGCGCUGGCGGCCUUGGAAGGACUGCACAAGUGCGACGUGGGCGGCGCUAUGCCGAGCGCCAUUCGGAACUGCUUGCUCCGAGGGGACCCCGAGGACAUCGGGGCGGAGGCGGAGAUCAGCAAGGAAGAUCUCAUCGACGUCAUCUCCUUUGUGCGUCUGGAGAAGUGCCACGACCACACCAAGACGAAGCUGGUGAUCGGCGCGCCCAUGUGGGAGGGACGAGACCUGAUCAACCGCGCUCUCGAGGCCGAGGGCCAGGCGGUCCACCACAGAGGCGUGGCCGAGGGCCGCGCGGGCUGGCUCGAGGAGGAGGAGCCCGGGGCGGAGCAGAAGUUCCAGGAGAUCGCCAAGGCCUACGAGGUGCUGCAGGACCCUCAGAAGAGGCAAAUGUACGACCAGUUCGGCGAGGCCGGGGUCAACGGCAUGGGCGGUGGCGGAGGCCCUGGAGGCAUGGGCGGCAUGGGCGGCAUGGGCCUGGAGGACCGCCCCGGCUCCCACCCUGUACGGGAGGUGGCAUGGGUGGCAUGGGCGGCAUGGGCGGCAUGGGCGGCAUGCGCGGCCGCCAGAGAAGGACCCAAGGUCCGCAGAAGGGCUCCGAUUUGCAGUGCGAGGUGGAAGUGGACUUCCUGUCGGCCUGCUUCGGCGAGGAGAAGAAGGUUCGGCGGGCGAAGAAGUGUGCGGCACCUGCGAGGGCGCCGGCCGGAAGAAGGGCAGCACGAAGUCGCAGUGCGCGCAAUGCUACGGGCAGGGCGUCGUUAUCCAGGCGGUGCAGACGCCCCUGGGCACCAUGCAGUCGCAGUCGGUGUGCCCGUCGUGCCAAGGCUCAGGAGUCGACCCCGCCUCCUUGUGCUCCAACUGCAGAGGCACGGGGACGAGGCCCGAGACCAAGGAGGUCACGGUGAAGUUCCCGCCCGGAUGCAACACUGGCAACCAGCUGCGCGUGCGCGGCGAGGGCGACAAGGGGCAGAAGAGCGGCCCGCCCGGCGACCUGUACAUCUCCGUCAAGGUCAGGGACUCCUCGGAUUUCCAGCGCGAAGCGUUCGACAUCUACACCGAGGGCUCCAUAAGUUGCUUCGACGCCAUCCUCGGCACGACGCUGGAGGUGAAGACGAUCGACGGUGUCAGCGAGAUCAAGGUUCCGCCGGGCAUUCAGCCGGGCACCCAGAUGCGGCUGAAGGGCCGGGGCGUGCCAAAGCUUGGCAAGACCGACCGCGGCGACCACUACGUUCAGGUACAGGUGGAGGUGCCCAGAAACCUGAGCGCCGACCAGCUGGAGAAGGUCAAGGCCCUGCGCGGGGACAGCUGAGGCGCCCCCCGCCCCAGGCGCGCCCUCGGAGGCCGCCGCCGCUCGUGGAGCGCCCACCUCCGCGCGGGCGGCUGAGGGGGUCCUUCUCCUCCUCCUCCAACUUAUGGUGGUGGUGGAGAACAGGCCCAUCAUGUGAGUGGCGUCGGGGGGGGGGCGCCCUUAGGAAGAUGAGGAAGCCUCAUCGACGGCGGACGCCACUAGUGCCAAAAUGCCUAUCCCCAGAAGAGCUUGCCGAUUUUUCAUGCCAAUUCGGUGCGCGCGAAGGCAGCUUUGUUUUGAUCCCCGUAUUAAGCCCUUUUUCAGGUGUUUCGCGCUGAGGGCAUCCCAGCGCCACAAACGUGCUACCUCCGAGGUCGGCUGGCCACACUCAGGGUUUAGGGUGGGCGUCGCCGCGGCCGCCUCCGGUGUCGUCCUUGGCUCCGCCGUCGUCAUCGUCGUUGCCGUAGUUGUCGCCGUCGCCGCCUCAUCGUGUUCCCCCUGCCUCGUCGUCGUCGUCGUCGUCGCCGUCGCUGCCGCCGCUCCCGUCGUUGUCGUCGUUGUCGUCGCC